Messenger RNA from Ostertagia ostertagi, 756 nucleotides. Lineage: Eukaryota; Metazoa; Nematoda; Chromadorea; Rhabditida; Trichostrongylidae. The record is from the annotation of a GenBank genome assembly.
GUCUUGACUCUCCACAGUAACUUAGCUCUACUUAAGGAUGAAGAUGGUUUGGAGGUGAAGAUUGUGAAGCCGAUCAAGAAGGAGCUGUGCACGGUCGUCUCCAAGCCAGGUGACGAAGUCGAGCAGUUCUAUAGAUUGACCGACAAAGACGGCAAGGAAAUCGGCAGCAACUUCGGCAAAAAACCAUAUACCUUCGUCCUGGGUAAAAAUCAAGUUAUUGCCGGCAUGGACCGAGCAAUGACUGGCAUGUGCAUCGGAGAGAAGCGAAAGGUCGUCAUCCCUGGAGCGCUCGGAUUCGGUGACGGUGGAAGAGAAAGAGAUAACAUCGCCAAAGACCAGACGCUCUACUACACCGUGCAGUUGGUCGAUAUCUUCCGUGGUGUCCCCGGCGACAAAUGGGUAACCGACGAGGGUGUCGAAAUCGAGGUGACACACAAAAUCGAUGAGGACAAAUGCCGCAAAUCCGAAACUGGAGAUACCAUCCAUCAGCAGUAUGAGCUUCACCUUGAGAACGGAACUUUCGUCGACUCUUCCUACUCACGCAGCAAGCCAUACAUCUUCCAACUCAACCAAGGAAAAGUCAUCAAGGGAAUGGAUAUCGCAAUGACGAAUAUGUGUGAGGGAGAACGUCGCCACGUUGUCAUCCCAUCCGAUAUGGGUUACGGCGAUGAGGGACGACUUCCCCAGAUCCCCGGCAAGGCCAAACUCGUUUUCGAUAUUGUCCUUGAGAAGCUCAUUAAGAAAGAUGAACUAUAA